GGAUGAGCACGGGCGGAAAGCAGAGCCUUUAGAGGAUCCCGAUGGAAACCCUCCCCAACAGAUGCUAAGCAAGAAUCAUCCAGAUGGGGUGCAGGUGCUGCAAAUUAAUACAAAGUUACCUGCUGGACCCGGUGCAAGCACCAUCGCCCGCCUACGUGGCCGAGCUGACCAGCCGGGGCCCCGCAGAGUGCGUCGUGCCAAACCCCAAGGCCCCGCAGUCCGGAGGAGCCCAAGGACGCCGAAGCGAGCGCUACAUCGAGGAGCCGGCGAACACUGACAUCCGGAAGGGAGAGCCCUCCCCGCCGGGAGAGGUGCAGUUGUCUUGGGUGCCUCUUGCCCCAGGAGAUGCCACCUGCACCGAGGACUGGAUUGAGGAGGCCACUAAUGGCAUCGGCCCUUGCCUGGGAGGACUCCACCGGAGGGACCCCUGUCACAGCCCCGCUGGGUCCCCUGCAACCAGGGACAGCCCCACGGUGGGCCAGGGUCAGCCCAGAGCGAACUUUGAAGGGUACAGAGGGCCCCGAGUCCACAGCAGUGCCCAAAGCCCCCAGCUGGGCACACCCCAAACCAGGGCAGAGGACAUUUUGGGCCACGAUCCUGGGCCACUCCCAGCCACGGGCCCCCCUGGCGCUUCACCCGGCCGGCCCCACCCCCCGUCAGGGCCGGAGACCCUCCCCAUGGAUGGGGAUCACGUCUCUGGUCGGCCCAGCGCCACGAACCGGAGGCAGAACUCACCAGGGGAGGCUGUUGGAGCCGAGGUCGUGAUGCUCUCACUAAGCACAGAGGGGCCCGGCUGGGACCACUGGGGGGGCAGAGGCCAAUGGCAGCGAGCAGGGAUGGGGGAGGAGGAGGAGGAUGUGGCCGUGGCAGAAGCCCUGGCGGCACUGGAGGCUGCUACGGCGGGCGAAGAAGUGGAAGUGGACGAAGAGUAGAUUGCUCCGAACCGGACCUCGACCUGGAUCCCGGCCUGCCUUUCCCUCCCAAGGCAAGGCCGCAUCUUUUGGGCCACAGUGAGCCCGGUGGGGGCAGGGCUGGGCACAGGCCCCAGUACACCCUGGGACAAAUACGCCCAAUCCGACAUUAGAGGGCUGCCCCCGCCCCAUGUGCGGAGAAGUAUCACUCUAGGAUUUUUAGCAAACAAGUACUGGAGAGAAGUGGGACCAGUGUUUUCCCACCGUGCCCACACUGACCGGACCCUGCAGCCAGCCCGCUGACACACUCACACUCACCCUCGACCCCGUGAGAGGGGCUGUAUUGACCCGCUCCCGGGAUGGGGAGGGGAUUCCGAAUCCGCUCUCCCCACGCCUAUUUCAACAAUUUUGAAUUUCAACAAUUCCAACGAUUUGUUUGUUGAAUUUCAACAAUUCAACAACGUUUCCCCCACCCCGGGGAGUUAGCUCCAGUCAGCAUCUACCGAAUGGCAUUAGCCCAACCCCGAGACCCCUUGCCCUAAUGGUUUUUCCACUAGCCAAGGGAGGGGCCGGGUGGCUGUUCAGGAUGAAGCUGACGUCCUCCGGUGUCCCCAGCUUUGAGGGUGCCAGAGGUCCUGUCCAUCCCAAAUCACCACCCUGACCCUCACCCCGCUGUUUCAACCAACCACGCAACUAAGCUACAAAAUUUCGAAUAUAUGGUUUCUUUUUUCUCCUUACCUCAAAAGGGAAGUAAUUUGGGUCACUCCAGACUGUAAGGUCCUUGUAGGCAGAGAACAUAUCUACCAACUCUUUUAUAUUAUACUUUCCCAAAUGCUUAAUACAGUGCUCUGCACACAGAAAGGACUCAAUAAAUACCAAUGAUUGUCUGAUUGAUCAACUGGCCCAGCUAGCACACCCACUAAGCUCACUACUAAUCGCUCUGUGACCUUACAGAAGACACUAUUAAAUCGGAUUCCGGGAAUAACUGAGUGCCAAAUCUGGGACGGGAAGUCAGAGCGUAGUGCCACAACCGGUCUGAUAUCUGGACAGUGAUCUUUGGAAGACUGAAAAAAGUUACCCUGCUGACAGAAAUCUGUGCAAAGAGCAAUAAACAGUGGA
Messenger RNA from Tachyglossus aculeatus (Australian echidna), 2030 nucleotides. RefSeq names its product chromosome 10 C4orf19 homolog (gene PGCKA1). The coding region runs from base 84 to 932 and encodes 282 amino acids. The record is from RefSeq and is a predicted model, not a curated record. The transcript has 3 exons. NCBI's taxonomy places the organism in Eukaryota, Metazoa, Chordata, Mammalia, Monotremata, Tachyglossidae.